Histoplasma capsulatum G186AR is the source of this 1799-nucleotide messenger RNA. Its product is annotated as RING finger domain-containing protein. Bases 114 to 1739 code for a protein of 541 amino acids. NCBI's taxonomy places the organism in Eukaryota, Fungi, Ascomycota, Eurotiomycetes, Onygenales, Ajellomycetaceae. The record is from RefSeq and is a predicted model, not a curated record. The transcript has a single exon. Gene Ontology annotation, molecular function: zinc ion binding.
CAUGUUAAUGUUUUUAAACUCUUCUAGUAAUUCUCUAAUCGCUUAAAUGAAAUAAAGACGUUCUGUGUGCUGCGAACUUGAACACAGCCGUAAAAGCCACAAUAACACAUACGAUGGCAUCAUUGCCCCCACAAUCUCCUGCGGGAAGGCAGCUCCCUUCCGCGUCCCAUCAGAUAUCUGACAGCGCUUCAUCAGCUAAUAGCGGAGAACCUCCUCAAUCCGAGACAGAUUCCUCCCUCCAUACAAACGCUUCCGUCGAACGCCUAGACGUUUUUCCUAACGUCUCGAAGGCCUCGGGAGUCCGAGAAAUAGAGCCUGUGCAACAGCUACCGGAUACAUCACCGCAACAAGAGCAGUCAGGUCAACAAAACCAAGAGCCUUCCAUCAUGGAUAACUCCUCACCAGACGGAAUACAGCAAAGUGCCCCUAUUGAAACCCCCACCGUAAUCUCCGAGCCGCGCAAGUGCUGGAUCUGCUACACCGAUGAAACCGAAGAUACCCCAUUGAACACAGAGUGGCGAUCACCAUGUCCCUGCGCCCUGACAGCCCACGAAGCCUGUCUCCUUGACUGGCUCGCCGACCUCGAGAACCCAAACUCUCGAAAACGAAACAGACAUCCCGCCAAAAUGCUCUGUCCCCAAUGCAAGUCCGAAAUCGUCAUCUCGCGUCCGCGAAGCCUUGUCGUCGACCUGGUGCGGGCUGUUGAGCGGCUGGCGGGCCGGCUUGUGUUACCAGGCAUGAUCUGUACGCUGGCUGGGACUCUGUGGGCAGGCUGCUGUGCGCAUGGGGUGUACUCUGUAUACCUAACUUUUGGCUCGGACGAUGCGAAGCGGAUUUUCCAGAGCCGGAACGAAUCGACGUGGAAUCCGCGAUUGAAUAUUGGAUUACCCCUCAUACCGGUCGUGCUCAUACUUUCGAGAACGAAGUAUGCGGAGGGCCUGCUACCGGCUAUACCCGUUCUCUUUUUUGCUACGCACCAGCCUGGCAGCCAGGAGCUGGAGAUGGAUUUCUGGCCGCCCAGCGCUGCGAUGACGUUUGCAGCACUGCCAUAUGUGAAGAGCUUUUAUAGUAUGAUUUACGAGAGGGUUUUUGGGAAACUGGAGAAGAGGUGGAUUGCAGAGGUACAGCCGCGCUCGGGAGAAGCUGGUGCUGACGGACAGCAGGAUGGUGACCGUGGAGGCGCAGCGGACGGAGGGAAUGGCGAUAUCCUCAUGGAGAUUGAUUUAGAGCUACAAGUCGGACUUGGUGGUGGAGGAAAUGAUGACAUUGACAAUAUGCCCGUGGUACCGGGAGCAGGCGGCGAGGACCUUCCUGAUGACGGUGCAGCUGCCCAAAACCAAGAAGCAGGAGGCGCUGAGCAAGGCAACCAGAUACUUGGCCGGCGACAAGAGGCAAUAAUUCAUGAUACGAGCAACAUUGCAGACACAGUUCUGGGUGCGCUGCUAUUCCCGGUCAUCUCAGCGUCGAUGGGUGGCGUGCUGAAGAUGGCAUUGCCGAAAGCCUGGACGACAGUCCCAUCAGUGGCAACGUCUUCUUCGCCUAUACUGGAGGCGAGCAGAUAUGGCUUGCUGCAAAGUAGAUGGGGACGGAGUGUUGUAGGAGGCUGCCUCUUUGUACUUUUGAAAGAUGCGCUGGUAUUAUAUUGUCGAUGGAAGUUGGCAAAUACACACCGGAAAAGAAAGGUGCUCAAUUAUGAUCGGACGAAGAAGCAGGCUGCGGGGCGGGGAGAGUCGAAAUAAUGAUCCUAAUAAUUACGCAUCAAUAACUACCAUGCGAAAUGUGAUACAGAUACAUACGCG